GUGGGUAUCCAAUAUUCCAUGCGAGCGACAAUAAAAAGAAAAAGAAACAAAUCGGAGAACAAGCUCAGCUCAGCUGGUAGACUUCUCUUGUCGGCUGAUCACCAUCUCUUUCCGCAUCAAUUACUGCGAAAAAAACAAUCUACCUGCGUAAAAAACAAUCUUGCUGCGUAAAAUCUGGAAAUCAUCCAUGGCGGGUGGGCAAGGGAAUGCGAAAGUUGAGGUGUUUGAUGCUGAGGAAGAUGUGGCCGUGGCUCUAGCAAAAUACGUUGCUCGUCUAUCAGACGUACACACAAAGGGGAAAGGUGUCUUCACCGUUGUUCUCUCCGGAGGUACUCUCAUCGAUACAAUGAGGAAAUUGGCCAAACCUCCGUAUCUUGAUACAAUUGAUUGGUCAAAAUGGCACGUGUUUUGGUUGGAUGAGAGAGUAGUACCCAAAACUGAUCCUCUAAGCAACUAUAAACUCGCAUAUGAUGGGUUCUUAUCCAAGGUUGCGAUUCCCCCCAACAACGUGUAUGCUAUCAAUGAUACAUUGCCUGCACCAGAGGAUGCUGCUGACGAUUAUGAGGCUUGUCUUAAAAGCUUGGUUGAGAAAAAGGUCCUAGAAUUAUCACAGGCUAGCAGUUUCCCAAAGUUUGAUCUCAUGUUACUUGGUAUGGGUCCAGACGGACAUGUAGCUUCUCUCUUCCCCAAGCACCCUCUUCUUAAGGAGCAAAAGCGUUGGGUUACCUACAUUAAGGACUCACCAAAAAUGCCUCCAGAGAGGAUUACUUUCACUUUUCCGGUUAUCAACUCGUCUGCAUAUAUUGCCCUCGUCGUGACUGGAGCUGAUUUAGCCAAAGCCGUGCAUAUAGCUUUGGGAAAUCACGACCCUUCUGAUCUUUUGCCUGUUCAGAUGGUUUCACCCAAAGGAGAGCUGACGUGGUUUUUGGACAAACCAGCAGCUUCUAAGAUUUAAGCUUGUAGCCUUGUAUGGCUAAAGUUUAUUGUUGUGAAAUAUUAAGUUGCUGUUUGAAAAUAAGAAAGGAAAGAGAUGUACUGUGUGUUGUGUGGCUUGAUUGCAAAAUAAAAUGUGAAAUAUUAAGUAGCUGUUUGAAAAUAAGAAAGGAAAGAGAUGUACUGUGUUGUGUGGCUUGAUUGCAAAAUAAAAUCUGGAUUACUGUGACAAUGAAUGUUGAGACUACUAUCAUUCAUGCUGGUAUUGAAGGAGAAUCUGGAUAAUAUCAGAUUGAUUUGUGUU
Molecule: messenger RNA, 1237 nt
Organism: Rhododendron vialii
Lineage: Eukaryota; Viridiplantae; Streptophyta; Magnoliopsida; Ericales; Ericaceae
Product: probable 6-phosphogluconolactonase 4, chloroplastic
Exons: 3
Coding region: 188-955 (255 amino acids)
Biological process (GO): pentose-phosphate shunt; carbohydrate metabolic process
Molecular function (GO): 6-phosphogluconolactonase activity
Source: RefSeq, a predicted model, not a curated record